GUUCUUAACGAAUGAAUAAUAUGAUAAGUAUUAUUCAUAUUCAUCUUAUAUCUAUCCUGCCUCUAUCCUGCAUGGCAGUCACAACCAAAUCACACAGCCCUUACCACUACAGCACCAUCUCUGUCCACUGAUUGGAUCGUCGUGGACACCAAACUCUCAGCACCUUCAAAACUCAGCUUCUCUGUCAUAAACUUUGUUCGAGGUUUAUAAUAAGAGAAUAUGAUGAGUUUAUGUAUUUAUUAUUUUUUUUAAUUUUAAAUAUGUUUAAAAAUCUUAUUUGAAUUUUAUCCAAAAUUCAAUACCUUUAAAAUAUAUUAUGAUAAGAAUUUAUCCAAAAUUUAUACAAAUAUCUAUCCAAAUUUAUUUCCUCCCAAACCACCUGCAACCAAUUUCCCUCUGGACCAUUAUAAAAUUCUAAAAAUAAAAAUCUAAAAAAGGAAAUGUCUAUAUUAAACUAAUUCCUUAUUCUCUCUCCUCUUUUAUUUUCAUAUCCUGCCUUCUUUCUCUCUCCACCAUAGCCUGGAGAAAAAUCCACCAAACCUUUUCCUCCUCUCUCCCACUUCCUCGACGCACAAAAAUAUCCCUCCAUUAUUCCAUAAUCAAAAUUUUCCUUUCCCUGUCUCCCAUGAGAAUAACAAGAACAUCCCAAAUAUUCCUUCAUUUUAUUCUCUACCUCUCCCUUCACAAUCUCAUCUUUGUCACAACAGCCAACGAUGGAAUCUACAACCCCUCUGUUGUCUCCAUCCUUGUCAACUGUGGCUCAUCUACCGACGAACACGAUGCCGACGGUCGAAAAUGGGUUGGUGACACUUCCCCUAAAGCUUCUGUCUCCGGAAUCAUCUCUACCAAAUCAACCCCUUCAACCGCCACUUUCCAAGAUCCAUCUCUCCCCUCAUCUGUUCCUUACAUGACGGCAGCGAUUUUUGAAUCUGAAGCAACUUAUAAAUUCCCUGCAAGAAAAAAAGAGCGUCUUUUAAUCCGGCUUCAUUUCUAUCCUGCCUCCUACAAUGACCUCAACCCAGAAAACGGAUUCUUUAAUGUGGUCGCCACCCCUUUCGCCGACGGUGUAGGCGGCAUCACCCUCCUUCACAACUUCAGUGCUUAUAUAACCGCCCAAGCGUUAAGCCAAUGUUACAUAGUACGAGAAUUCUUCCUCCCAACGAUCAACGACGAUUUCCUCACGCUGACCUUUACUCCAGCCGUCGUUCAACCCAAAGCCUUCGCCUUUAUCAACGGCAUUGAGGUGAUCUCAAUGCCAGACAUCUUCACCACCACGGCCGUCAUGGUUGGCUUCAGCGAUAGCUCCGUCACCGUUGGAGCAUCCGCCGUACAGACAAUGUACAGACUGAAUGUCGGCGGACAGUACAUUGCUCCGACUAACAACACAAGCUUUAGUCGCACGUGGUAUGACGACACACCAUAUAUUUCCGGAGCAGGAGUUGGAGCCACAGCAGCCGCCGGGCCACACAUAAAAAUUCAAUACCCGAUGAACUUACCAACAUACAUAGCUCCGCCGGACGUGUACAGGACAGCGAGGCAGAUGGGGCCAGAUCCUAAAGUGAAUAUACAAUUUAACCUCUCAUGGUCCUUUCAAAUCGAUGGCAACUUCACCUAUAUUGUGAGACUCCAUUUUUGUGAGAUCCAGCUUACUGAAGUGAACCAGAGAGUUUUUGAUAUAUUUAUUAAUAAUCAGACGGCUCAAAAGGACGUCGAUAUCAUCGCAAUGACUUCAUCUAUGGCGAUUCCUGUCUAUAGAGAUUACGCUAUUUAUAUUAGCAAUGAAGAACAACUGUUGGUAGCGCUCCACCCUUCGACUGAUUCAAAACCCGAGUUUUUCGAUGCAAUUUUAAAUGGUAUAGAGAUAUUCAAACUCAGUGACGCCGACGGGAACCUUGCAGGGCCAAAUCCAAAGCCUUCAGCGAUGCUUGAGAAUGAGCUACAAAUAACCACAAACGCGCCGAAAUUUCAACCGGAAUAUUCAAGCGAGAAGUCACAUGUGAUAGUUGGCACCGCAAGCAGCGCGGCUGCUGCAGGACUUAUCUUCGCACUCUGUUUUGUGGUUUAUCAAAGAAAGAGAAGAGCUAAUGAUAAUGAAUCAGAGGUCAGCGCCUCCGGCUGGCUCCCGCUUCACAGAAAUUCCCAUACUACUGUAAGCAAAUCCAACAUGUCCUCAAAAACCUGCACAAGCAGCCACCUUUCGACCAUGGCGGCAGGUCUCUGCCGCGAUUUCUCUAUUUUCGAAAUAAAACAGGCAACAAAGAAUUUUGAUGAGUCCCUUAUCAUUGGUGUCGGCGGAUUCGGCAAAGUCUACAGAGGAAUAAUUGACAGAGGAGCAACGAAAGUAGCUAUCAAGAGAGCAAAUCCUGAUUCAGAACAAGGCUUGCAUGAAUUUCAAACAGAAAUCGAAAUGCUCUCCAAACUUCGACACAAGCACUUAGUCUCACUCAUCGGAUACUGCAAAGAAGCUAAUGAGAUGUGUCUAAUUUACGACUAUAUGGCUAACGGAACACUAAGAGAACAUCUUUAUAAAACAAACAAGCCUGCUCUGUCAUGGAAACAGAGACUCGAGAUCUGUAUAGGAGCAGCGAGAGGGCUUCAUUACCUUCACACAGGAGCUAAACACACAAUCAUUCAUAGAGAUGUAAAGACUACUAAUAUACUUCUGGAUGAGAAUUUUGUGGCCAAAGUUUCUGACUUUGGGCUAUCGAAGACAGCACCAUUGAUGAAUCAGUCUCAUGUAAGCACAGUGGUGAAAGGGAGCUUUGGAUAUCUUGAUCCUGAAUACUUUAGGAGACAACAAUUAACUAUUAAAUCGGAUGUAUACUCCUUCGGUGUCGUGCUAUUUGAAGUAAUGUGUGCUCGGCCGGCACUCAAUCCUAGUCUUUCCAAGGAGCAAGUUAGUCUUGUAGAUUGGGCAAUUCAUAAUCAGAAAAAAGGUAAGAUUUUUGAGAUUAUAGAUCCUUACGUAAAAGGAAAGAUUAAUUUAGAAUGCUUGAGCAAAUUCGUGGAGAUAGCUGAGAAGUGCGUUUCUGAGCAUGGAAAUGAUAGGCCAGUCAUGGGAGAUGUGCUUUGGAAUCUUGAGUUUGCUUUGCAGUUGCAGGAGAGAGAUGAAGAUGGAGGAGUGAGUUCUCAUGGGAGUGGGAGCAACGUUGAUGUUUUAAACUUAUCAAGUGAAGGAGAUGGGGUCGUUAAUGAAAUGAAAGAAGAUUUGGAUGAUUUAUCUGUCUUCUCGCAGUUUCUCAAUCCAAAGGGAAGGUAAAAAUUAAGAAUGAAGAUGAUAUAUAGACAUCAUGUAGUCAUAUGAUCGUUUUGUCUUGAGGAUAAUAUUUUUCUUAGGUUUGAAUGUUUUAACCAUUGAUGUCGGUUUGUUUUUCUCGAUGCCUUACUUCAUGUGUAUGUAUGCAUAAAGAUGAGUUGGUCUGUUGUGCUUAAA
Molecule: messenger RNA, 3433 nt
Organism: Dendrobium catenatum
Lineage: Eukaryota; Viridiplantae; Streptophyta; Magnoliopsida; Asparagales; Orchidaceae
Product: receptor-like protein kinase ANXUR1
Exons: 1
Coding region: 626-3259 (877 amino acids)
Biological process (GO): protein autophosphorylation
Cellular component (GO): plasma membrane; plasmodesma
Molecular function (GO): transmembrane receptor protein tyrosine kinase activity; ATP binding
Source: RefSeq, a predicted model, not a curated record